CAGGCCACUGUAUACAAUGCUCGUUACUCGAUAAUAAUUUCCUGUUUGAAAAUUGUUAUCUGCUGGUCGGGUCUUCUGUCUUCAUGUUAUUAGCUUACCCGUGGUUUUUUGUUUUAUGAACUUGAAGUGAGAAGGAGUGGUUAUGUGGAAUGUCGCUCUUUAGUAUUAUCGUCAAUACUACAAGUUAAUUUGUUCGCGAUACGGUGUGAUAUUUUUUUUUUCAACAGUGAAUUUUCGGUACGGUUGCUGCAUCAGCAAUAAUGUCAAAUGAUACGCUGGACAGUAAAUACAAGAUUCGCCUUUGUCACAUCUUGAAAUGCGACAAUUUCGACGGCUACGGAUUCAACUUGCACUCGGAAAAAGGCAAACCCGGACAAUAUAUUGGAAAAGUAGACGAAGGAUCUCCGGCCGAAUCAGCAGGAUUAAAAGAAGGCGAUCGUAUAAUCGAAGUGAACGGUGUCAAUAUAUCGAACGAGAAUCACAAACAAGUCGUCCAAAGGAUUAAAAGCGUACCAGAUGAAACUAAACUAUUAGUCGUAGACAGCGAAGCUGAUAAUUAUUUUAAAUCAAAAAAUAUCAUCAUUAAAAGCAAUCACGAAAGUGUUAUUUACCUACGUACGACCAGCUCCAAAGUAUCUUAUUUAAAUGGUAAAAAUAAUAACGAUUCGCAAUCGCCUCCUAUAUCUGGCAAAAAUGGAUCGUAUUUCGAUAUAGAGAAUAACGGUGAAAAAACUUCUUCCAAAGGUAGCAGUACUGCUACGACGCCAUCUAGUGAUAGGAAAACCAGCCAAGGCUCAAGCCCCGAACCCCAUCUUGAUUUUAAUGAGAUUGACAACAAACACGCGAUGGAUAAUCAUAGGAUAAUAGAUAACAAUAAAUUGAAUUUAAAUAUGACGGCUAAAGAAUUACGAGCGCAGUUAGCAUCCCGUAAAAAAUAUGAUCCGAAAAAAGACUGUUUAGAUUUCAAGAAGAAAUACGACAUCGUUCAAAAAUUGUGAAAACAUCUUAAUCGAUUAAGUAAGCAGAAAAAAAACAAAAAUAAAUGAAAAAAAUCGAGAAUAUUUAUAACUAUAGUGUAUAAGUUACGGUAUUUAGUUAUUAAAUUAUGCAAAAAAUUGUGUUUUUUUUUCAGCGGUAAAAAUAUUACCUACCUACCUUCUUUUCUUUCUUAAUUGAAUUAAAACAAAAUGUGUUAGUAAUUUUAAGCGUACUUACGUAGGUACUUUUUUUCCUCUUUUAUUAUUCUUUUUUUUUUUUUUUUUUUUUUUGUGAAAUAUUACAGGGUAAUUGAGAUUUUACAAAAGUGAGAUGACUUUUGAACUAAACUUUUUUGUACUUAUAGAAUUUGGUUGUAGAUUUUUUUCUUUCUUUCCAAGUGAAACAUAAUACUCUUUGUGCCUUUUUUUUUCUCGCUCAUAUUUCUCCCUUCCCAGUGAACAUAAAGUUAUCAGUGAAAUCAAAAUAAAUUUAAGAGUAAAAAAUUAGAGGCACCUUUUCCUUCGAAAGGCAUUAAAUAAUUUUUAUACAUCUGCGACAGUAUUAUAUGUACUACCUGUACGUUUAUAUAUCUAUGUAUGUGUCAAGUUGUAAACAUUCCGAGUAGCAUUUAUUUCUAUGUUACAUGUUCUUGUGUUUUUAUUUUAUUUUAUUUAUUUUUUAUUUUAUAGAUGUUUAUACAUACCUUUAUCUUCGAGUUUUAACGUGUACGAGCUUUUUUUUUAAUUUUUUUUUCUCGUGUAGAUUUUUAUGUUAUCUGUUUGUACUACAUGAAGUGAGUAUCGUGGAUGAGACUUCAAUGUACUGUACAUUAUACGUAGACGUACAAAAAAAAUAGGAAAAUUGAGAAGGGGUAAGGGGUGAGGGAGUGGAGAAAUCAGGGUAACAUCAAACGGGGUAACAAGCCGAACAAAUUACUGAAAUUUUCUACCCCUUCUCUUGAAUGAGAUUUCAUUCAUUUCAAUUUUACUUUUUGAAGCUUUUUUUUUUUAGAAAAAUUGUUCAAAAUUAGCAAGAAUCAAACUGAUGAAAUAUCAGCAAUAAAUUCAAUACGUUAAUCCGUGUUAUGUUCACCUUUGAAAACUUGGACAAAAGAUGUUGAACUCUUCAUUAGAACAGCAGACUUUGACAAAUUUAUGAUCCCUUUUUGGCUAGAAUAUAUCAGAACUGUCCACACAGUGCAUAGUCAAUAUUAUAGUCUUGUUCUGGAGGCUCAGGCCCAUUGUUUCAUUUCCAAGCACUCUACAAAGUAGGUAGCUAUAAGUUGUUGAACGCAUCUCCGAGCAUUGUCUAUUUGUGUUUUGACUUCUUCAAGAACUCUGCCACUAUUGUUUAGAUUUUCAUUAGAGCUCCUCAAUACUGGAAUUUAUUCAAAUUUUCUAUUCCUUGUGACCGGGUCUUGAUUAUCACUGUUUUAUCAAUUAUAGCCAUUCUUUGUGAACUUUACAACUUUUGUUUUACCUACAUUUAUUUUCAUUCCAUAUAUCAAUUUUGGGCUCUGUUUAUUCUGCCAGUCAUUUUCUGCAUCUCCCACAUAGCGUACUUUUGGAUUGCAGCACAAAUUGCUUUGUUGUCUGCCUAAUUUAUCCCAUUUAUUCUUUUACUAUUUUGAGCCUUAUAUUAUUUUCAAUUCACACUUCUGACAUGAUUUCUUCUGCAUACCUAUAUCAUGAUCAUCGAGUCAUACCACCACUCAAGAGGGUAUCACGUACAAAUCAACGUGUACCCUUAUGCCGAAUUGGGUAUUUGGGCUAACAUCCUUUAUGUUGGUGUUGCCUCUAUCGUGUUGAUUACGCAUCUCAAGGAAAUUUAUUUUUGAGCUUUCACUAGUAGUUUCCCACUUGCUUACUAGUGACAUCUACACAAGCACCUUGGAGCUAGCCGGGUUGUUAGAACCUGAGCUCCUCAGUGUUGACCUCUAUAGACGCUGAAACCAGUUUUAGCUUUUUGAUUCUGCUAACAGAUGGCGUGCACAAUCCGUUUACUCGGCUAAUUACUGCCCCCCCCCCCAAUACUUGACGUGUAAUGUUGAUAAAUGCAUGUAAGAUUUUUAAAUUGCACGCUCAAGCUUGCCUCUGUAGCUUGAUUUGAACCAGAUACUUUGUUAACUGAGGUCUGUGGCUCUACCUACCAUGCUAGUGUCGAUGUACGCAGGACCUGUGGUUUAGCUUCCCAUCUACUGCCUACCAGGGUUGCAUUCACUUUGGCUGUCAAAAUUGAUUAUACCCAAAUUCAUUAGGUAUAAACAAAGCAUUAGCCAUUUUACCUCAGGAAACAAAAAUAUUGUUGGUUGUCUUAUGUCGUCAAAUGAAUGAAAUACAUACCAAACAUACCUAUGCAUUUCAUUCAGAGAAAUUUGUCUAUUAUUAAUUUAUUAGCCAAUUACUUUUCCAAUUUCCCGAAGCAAAAUAAUUAAUUUGUGCAUCAUACAGUUUGUUUAUACAUAAUGAAAUUGGAUAUACCUGAUUUUGACACCCAAAGAGAACUGGGAUAGUUGGUGUGAUUUAGUGCAGUGUUUCUCUAUUUUAUGUUGAGCUGUCUCCAGGUCUCACAGUUUCACAGGUGGAACAAGCAAGUUUUUGUCUUGGGAAAAACAUGUAAUCAACCAAACAGGUUUUUUCAAAAAAAAAAAAAAAAGAAGAAGAAGAAGAUAGAUUCAAUUGGGUUGACCCACAGCUUUCUGAACAAGAGGUUGUGGGUUCAAAUCCCGCUACCGCUAGAGAUGCUGGCGUUAAAGUGUAAUGUAUACAUUGUAGUGCAUUUAACAUCUAUUACAGGUUAAGCUUCGAGCACCAGAACAGCAGAGGCAACAGAAAUGCACGCAAUCGGUUGCCGGUAUCAAAAAGCUGUAACUGGUUGAGCAACUAUAGGUAGCGGUGAUUAUGGAACUCAGGGUUGUAAAAACCUGGCUAGUGAUGUAUAAACUACUACAUGAAAGCUCAAAACAACGUCAAUUCCCUAGAAUAAUCGCAGUGGCAAUAGGCAUAGGCAUUCGCCUCACCCUGUUGGGGUACCACAAAAAUGUGAUUUCCAAUGUCCUUUAAAGGACAAGGAACCACAACAAAACAACGUAUGAUACAGUCCAUAUGUGCCCACAGGUGUAUACCUAUAACACAUGGUUGUAAGCUGUCCAAUAAUGGGGAACCCCCCCCAAAAAAAAUGUGGGUGAUUUUUGAUUUAUUUUCUGAAAUGUGUGAUUCUCCUCCAGUCACAACCAACCAAAUGGGCCCUGUGCUAGCUGAACACCACAAAUGUUGCUUGGAUGUAUCUGAUUGAGCACAGCCCAUAUAUAGAACACUUUUAGGGAGUGGAGACAUCCCUGCCUCACCAUUCUCUCUAUAUUACACUCACUGUCCAAAUACUCUGAUCUGAUCUUUAUAUUUGCUCAUUGAUUCCAGCACAAGUUCUUGAUUAUUUGCAGAUCUUUGCCAUCAACAUUAUAUUUCUUCAGUAUCUCAACAUUAUUUCAUACCCAUGUAGUUCACACUAUCAAUUUAUUUUCCAUUAUCUGCAAAGUAUGCUAGAAUUUCCCUAUUGGCAUUAAGUGUCUUCUAAAUUACCACUUUCAGCAAGGCAGUUGCAUCUCUGAUUCCUGUUUUUGACACAUAACCACUACGGGUUCCACUGAGGUUUUCAUCCUGUUUCCUCACAAUUCUGACAUUGAUGAUGGAUAUGACUCAAUAAUCAUAAUGAGAUGGUUCUGUACUCAGAGCAAUUCUAUUGAAUUGUACUUCUUGGGUAUUGGUUAUUGGUAUAAAAUUCACAGCUUUGAAGUUCUCAGGCAAUGUUUCCUUAUCAGUCUUCUGGCGCUGUUUAUCACCUUGAAGGCAAUUCUGUGUACAUCCAUUUGAAAAAAAAAAAAAAAAAAACUUAAUUUUGUGAUCACUGAUGAUUCUGAUGUGCCAAGAACCAAGAACAGUUUGAGAAGUCCUGAUCAGCCUAGUGUUAGUUUCAUGCAUCUUCUCAUGUGCAGUUUUUCUGCAUCCAGAUGCAAAUUCUUGAUUUCCAGGCACAUUAGAAUCUAAUCAGUGAUACACAAAAUUGAUUUUUUCCAAACAUACCCACAGAAAAUGGAUUUUUUUCAAAUAGGUAGGUAUAGAUUCUCUUCCACAGCUUUGUGGUUUCUGGCUCUUUUGAUUGCAUCUUGCUUCCUGUAAUUUCAACAUAUGAGUGAAUCUUGACCAGUGGUACCAAAAGUUGAUCAUCCUAAAUAUAGGUACUUAGGUAGUUUCAUAUGAUCUUGGAGGUCAAUCAAAUUUUGGCACCAUAAAUAAAAUUUGUUUCUAUUUUUGAAAUUUGACAAUCUACCUGCCUUGAAGGGUCAACUAAAAUGUCAAUUUCUUCAACUCCUCGAAUAUAAAAAAAUGAAAAAGUCUGAUGCAUCGCCAAUUUUAUCGCUACUAACAAGUCAUCGACGUUUCUUUGCUGGGCUACCUAUGUAUUUGAAGAUGAACCACACACUCUGCUACCAUAUUGAAAAUUCCCUAAAUCUGUCAACCCAUAAAAGCUCCAUCUAAAACAAAAAAAGUCUCAUCCUCGAUACUCCCUUCGUAUUGCUAAUUUUACCCAGCGAUUUAGUAUAACGAAUUAUCAUUCGUAGAUGACCACUGUCAUUACUGUUUCAAAAGGUCGAGCAUAUGCACCGAGAUGUGCCUAACUAUUAUUCUUGCGAAUUUUUUGUAUUUUUUUUCCUAGUUUUAAUUUUUUUUUCUCGUGUACUAUGUCGUGUUUUAUGUAGUAAAUCAUUAAUUUACAUAGAAUGUUGGCCGAUUGUUUCGUCGUUAAUUAAAGCGGUCGAGAUAUCAAAUGGUAACCUUGGCAAGAGUGCGUGGCUGCGUGUUUUGUUUGGCGGGAAAAUUUCAUUCAUCCAAAUCGCCAACAUCGGUUGACGAUCAUGUUCCUUGGUCUGAACUCGUCGUGUGUAUGUGUUUACCAAAUUUAUUGUAUUUUUUUCUUUCUUUCUUCAAUUCUUUUUUUUUUUUUAGAAUAUCGAUUGAAGCUUACGAUGUUGUAUAAUUAUAAAAAAAUAUACAUUUUUUUGUUCUUUGUUA
Planococcus citri (citrus mealybug) is the source of this 6047-nucleotide messenger RNA. RefSeq names its product Na(+)/H(+) exchange regulatory cofactor NHE-RF1-like. The coding region runs from base 261 to 998 and encodes 245 amino acids. The transcript is spliced from 3 exons. NCBI's taxonomy places the organism in Eukaryota, Metazoa, Arthropoda, Insecta, Hemiptera, Pseudococcidae. Gene Ontology annotation, molecular function: protein binding; protein-membrane adaptor activity. Gene Ontology annotation, biological process: protein localization to plasma membrane. The record is from RefSeq and is a predicted model, not a curated record. Gene Ontology annotation, cellular component: apical plasma membrane.